Molecule: messenger RNA, 1669 nt
Organism: Cryptomeria japonica (Japanese cedar)
Lineage: Eukaryota; Viridiplantae; Streptophyta; Pinopsida; Cupressales; Cupressaceae
Product: KH domain-containing protein SPIN1
Exons: 7
Coding region: 259-1143 (294 amino acids)
Biological process (GO): regulation of mRNA splicing, via spliceosome
Cellular component (GO): nucleus
Molecular function (GO): mRNA binding
Source: RefSeq, a predicted model, not a curated record
AUACCCGUGGCCACCCCACGAGGAAAAUGCGUCGGAACGAGGUGAUCACAUUUUUACUUUUUACUCUCCUCCUCUUACUGCCCGAUAAGAAGGGAUUUUGAGGACAACGAUGGAGCAUCGAAUGACAAAGGAGGAGAGGAAAUUUAUUAUAAGGGAGCGAUAUAUAUACAAAUUCAUUGCAGCAGAGGGAUUUAUACAGAGAGCAGGCGGCGGGAUAUAUACAGUGAAUGAGAGGAUAGUGAGAGAAAUAGGGGAAACAUGUCGGGGAGAUAUUUGCAAUAUUCACCGGCAGCAGGGGGUCCCUCACACUCCCCCUCUACGCAUUUCAAUCUGAAUCCCAUGGCAAUGCGCUCCUCUGCUACUCCACAAGAUCACGAAAGUGCGCGGUACUUGACGGAAUUGUUGUCGGAGCGGCAGAAACUGGGGCCGUUUGUGCAGGUUCUUCCCAUCUGCAGCCGCCUUCUGAAUCAGGAGAUUGUACGACUCUCUACCCUGGUCACCAACCAGGGAUAUGGAGACCAUGAUAGACUGGAGCACGGAAGCCCCAUGACAUCUGCAGGUCCUCUUUCAAAUGGUGGAUCAAUGGACUUGGGUGGUUGGGCUGGCCUUCAAACAGAGAGAAUGAGCAUGUCACAGGCGGCAUCAAUGGGCUGGCAUGGUGCACCCACAGGUUCUAUCACCCCUGUUGUGAAGAAAGUCCUCCGGCUAGAUGUUCCUGUAGACAAAUUCCCUCAUUUCAAUUUUGUUGGUCGGCUCCUAGGACCCAGAGGAAACUCAUUGAAACGGAUUGAAGGCACAACUGAUUGUCGGGUCUUUAUUAGAGGGAGAGGCUCCGUCAAAGAUUCUGCAAAGGAAGAAAAACUGAGGGAUAAGCCAGGUUAUGAGCAUUUGAAUGAACCUCUGCAUGUCUUGGUUGAGGCUGAAUUACCUGCUAACAUUAUUGAUUCUCGUCUGAAACAAGCUCUUGAAAUUUUGGAAGAAAUGUUGAAGCCUGUGGAUGAGUCUCAAGAUUAUUUUAAAAAGCAACAGCUACGAGAAUUGGCCUUGUUGAAUGGUACUUUAAGAGAAGAUAGUCCUCACAUGAGUGGGAGUGUAUCUCCUUUUAACAGCUCUGGCAUGAAACGAGCAAAGACUGGGCGCUAGUUGUGAAGAAGGCAUUAUGUUCCUUGAGAACAUCCUACUAUUCUUGGAAAAAUUAUUUCGCGUGAUUUGCUGAGGUGGUGCUUGUAGUUUAUGAAGCUGACAAUUGAUGAAGUUCAAUGACAUUCAGGUGGAGGAGGUCUAAACACUCACUAUAUGAUGUGGUAAUGAGUGUUGCUUCUAUGAUACACUGAUGUACUGGCUGCUGAAUUAGAAAUAUAUUACAAGACUUCCAACUGCAGGAUAUGCAAUUGUAAAGCUUUUGUAGAGAGGGGAACUUUACUAGAAGUAGUCGAACUCUCUUCUAGAGCUAUAUCUAGGCUUGGAGGCUUGUGCCAUUAUACUGUGGGAUAUUUGGUCUGUUAUUAGUGGCUACUAAGUAUUUAUUAUUUAUUAUUCAUGACAUUUUUGAGCUUUGUUUGGAGCUUGAAGUGUCAAAUUAUGUCUUCGCAAGAGUUGGCCCUUGUGUCUGAUGUUCUUUUAAAAAUAUGUAAUUUGACAACAUUUUAAUAAAGGAUCUUUUACUUAA